Molecule: messenger RNA, 1827 nt
Organism: Pipistrellus kuhlii (Kuhl's pipistrelle)
Lineage: Eukaryota; Metazoa; Chordata; Mammalia; Chiroptera; Vespertilionidae
Gene: BEND5
Product: BEN domain containing 5
Exons: 6
Coding region: 190-1455 (421 amino acids)
Biological process (GO): negative regulation of DNA-templated transcription
Molecular function (GO): DNA binding
Source: RefSeq, a predicted model, not a curated record
UUUCCCCUCCCUCUCUUUUCCGCGCCCAGGCCAGAGCAGCCGAUUGGCAGAGCGCAGCUUUCAGGAACAAUAACAGUGGGGGGACCCCCGGCCCGGGGAGCCGCCCCCCGCCCCCGGCCCGGCCGCGCGGCUCGCGCCCCCGCCGCCGGGUCCCCACCUCCGCGCCGCCGGGCCCGCCCCGCGCCCACCAUGUACGCCUUUGUGCGGUUCCUGGAGGACAACGUCUGCUACGCGCUGCCCGUGUCGUGCGUGCGCGACUUCAGCCCCCGCUCGCGUCUGGAUUUUGACAACCAGAAGGUGUACGCGGUGUACCGGGGCCCCGAGGAGCUGGGCACCGGGCCCGAGAGCCCCCCGCGCGCCUCUCGCGACUGGGGUGCGCUGCUGCUGCACAAGGCCCAGAUCCUGGCGCUGGCAGAAGACAAAUCUGACCUUGAAAACAGUGUGAUGCAGAAGAAAAUAAAAAUCCCCAAACUUUCUCUCAAUCACAUAGAAGAAGAUGGGGAGGUUAAAGAUUACGGGGAAGAAGAUUUACAGCUUAGACACAUCAAGAGACCCGAGGGGCGGAAGCCAAGCGACGCGGCACACAAGAGCAUUGAGGCCGUGGUGGCCCGGCUGGAGAAGCAGAACGGCCUGAGCCUGGGCCACAGCACGUGCCCAGAGGAGGUCUUCGUGGAGGCCUCCCCGGGCACGGAGGACAUGGACAGCCUGGAGGACGCCGCCGUGCCCCGGGCUCUGUAUGAGGAGCUGCUGCGCAACUACCAGCAGCAGCAGGAGGAGAUGCGCCACGUGCAGCAGGAGCUGGAGCGGACUCGCAGGCAGCUGGUGCAGCAGGCCAAGAAGCUCAAGGAGUACGGGGCGCUCGUGUCCGAAAUGAAGGAGCUCCGCGACCUCAACCGCAGGCUCCAGGACGUGCUGCUCCUGAGGCUCGGCAGCGGUCCUGCCAUUGACUUGGAAAAAGUAAAGUCAGAAUGUCUCGAGCCCGAGCCGGAGUUACGGAGCACUUUCAGUGAGGAAGCAAAUACGUCGUCCUAUUACCCCGCUCCUGCACCUGUCAUGGACAAGUAUAUCCUAGACAAUGGCAAGGUCCAUCUGGGAAGUGGGAUCUGGGUUGACGAGGAGAAAUGGCACCAGCUACAAGUAACCCAGGGAGAUUCCAAGUACACGAAGAACUUGGCAGUCAUGAUUUGGGGAACAGAUGUUCUGAAGAACAGAAGCGUCACAGGAGUUGCCACAAAAAAAAAGAAAGAUGCCGUCCCUAAGCCGCCCCUCUCGCCUCACAAAUUAAGCAUCGUCCGAGAGUGUUUAUACGACAGAAUAGCACAAGAGACUGUGGACGAAACAGAAAUUGCACAGAGACUCUCCAAAGUCAACAAGUACAUCUGUGAGAAGAUCAUGGAUAUCAAUAAAUCCUGUAAAAAUGAAGAGCGAAGGGAAGCAAAAUACAAUUUGCAAUAAACUUUGGAUUUUUUCAUAAAGCCUUCUCGUUUUCCUUGUGCGGCGUGUGAUUUGCGGGCCAAGGUGCCGUCCGGAUCAGACCCGCAGCGCCGGUGGCGCAUGGCAGGGAGCCAGUGGGGUUCCGGGGUCGCGGCUUGUGCUGAACUUGGACCUCCCACUUCAAAGAAGGCAGAUGGAUGUGCUGAGCCUCGGGCUUGCCCGGCCCCGGUGUUGUUCCGGGGAUGGGAAAAUGUCCUUUCGGCGGGGGAUGGAGUGUCUCUGACCUGCCUGUCACUUGACCCAGAAUUCAAACUGAUAUUUUUACCAUUCAAGGACUUUUAUCUCUGUUUCUCUAUUUUGUUCUAUAAUAAAGCUCAUUAAUUCUUUGAUGUA